CAAAUAGAAGUGAACAGCAAAUUUUUAGUGUUUCUUCAGUUCGUGUUGCCCAGCAAUAUUACAUAAUUUCCUUUGUAAGACGAAGACGUCUUGCCGACGAGCUUCCUUCAGCAUCGUCUUCACCACGUACAGAAUGAAUUCACCGCGAACAACAACUUCGUCUGCUUGUGAGUGUAAUGUAAGCAGGAAAAUUCAGAGCAUACCACCGAUCGUGCUGGCGGACGUGAGCGGCGGCUUCCACCCGCAGCCGUACACGUUCCGGCUGCAGCAGCCGGGCCGCGGGCCGCGUGUGCGCGCGCCGCCCUUCCACGUGCUGCUCGACCACACCAUUGCCGUCCUCUGGAACCUCUUCCGCCAGCGCGCCAGCCUGCAAGACGUCGGACACUUGCAGUGGGCGAAAUACUUCCUACAGAGGAUCCGCAAUCACCAUGGAGAGAUGCCCCCAGACGUGCAGCUGUGUGUCCAGGCGAUAGAGGGUCGCAUGCUCAGCCAGUACGCCGACCUCAGCAAGCAGGGGACUUACAAGCCUCCAUCCUGCUGCCGCAUAGACGGAGAUAAGGAGUGCCAAGCAAAACAGUCAAUAACUUUCAGUGAGAUGAUUAAGCAGCAGCCAGAUGCUGUGCAACAGCUGUUUUGUGCAGAUCCUGCAAUAACUACUGCCUCAUGCAGCUCAAAUUUAGUGUGUGAUUGUGCUACCUCAAAGGAGGAAAUGAUAAAAUAUUUGAGACAACAGCGAGCUGAACGUUUUCACAAGCUUCAAGCUGAACUUAGACGUUUGCAUGAAAUUGAAGCAUAUAUGAUCAACAUUGGUGAUAAUGAUUUCAAGCCAUAUGUCAGUGAAGAUACAGCUCUAAAAUUAGAAGAACUGAAACAGCUGAAAGAAGCAGAAGACAGAUAAAUUUCUAGAGUACUGGUUGUCAAUAAGAUGUCACCAAAAGAUAUGUUUAUGUGGAUAGUAUUGCUGUAGUGACACAAAAAGGAGCAUCUGCCUUGUCCUGUCACUGAAAUAAAUAUUCUGGAAAAAUA
Messenger RNA from Schistocerca gregaria, 1026 nucleotides. RefSeq lists its product as uncharacterized. The record is from RefSeq and is a predicted model, not a curated record. The coding region runs from base 134 to 898 and encodes 254 amino acids. NCBI's taxonomy places the organism in Eukaryota, Metazoa, Arthropoda, Insecta, Orthoptera, Acrididae. The transcript has 8 exons.